Molecule: messenger RNA, 1039 nt
Organism: Ooceraea biroi (clonal raider ant)
Lineage: Eukaryota; Metazoa; Arthropoda; Insecta; Hymenoptera; Formicidae
Product: peptidyl-prolyl cis-trans isomerase E
Biological process (GO): protein peptidyl-prolyl isomerization; protein folding
Cellular component (GO): cytoplasm; mitochondrion
Molecular function (GO): peptidyl-prolyl cis-trans isomerase activity; RNA binding; cyclosporin A binding
Source: RefSeq, a predicted model, not a curated record
GUGUCGUUGAGUUUGUACGUGCGUUAUCGGACUUGAUUGUUUACAGUAUCAGUCUUGCAGUUAAGCACUAACGAAAACACGUCGCUGCUUCGCGCAUCAUGAGCAGCAACACGAAACGGACCAUUUACGUAGGUGGUUUGGCCGAGGAGGUCGACGAGAAGGUGCUGCACGCGGCAUUUAUACCGUUUGGAGAAAUCGUUGACGUACAGAUACCACUAGAUUAUGAAUCGGAAAAGCACAGAGGGUUCGCGUUCAUCGAAUUUGAGACGGCGGAGGAUGCAGCUGCGGCUAUAGACAACAUGAACGACUCAGAGUUGUUUGGCCGGACGAUAAGGGUAAACAUCGCCAAGCCGCAGAAGAUAAAGGAAGGUUCAUCGAAGCCGGUAUGGGCCGACGACGCUUGGCUGCAAGAACAUGCGGGCGAAACGCUGAAGAGCGACGAUAGCGCGAAGAGCACGAGCGACGUUACGCAAUCGAAGAAGGCGAAGCAAAAUCCGCAGGUUUACUUUGACAUAAGCAUAGGUAAACAAGAAAUAGGUAGAAUCAUCAUGAUGCUACGGGCGGACGUCGUGCCGAGGACUGCGGAGAACUUUCGUGCGCUUUGCACGCACGAGAAGGGAUACGGAUAUCAGGGCAGCACUUUUCACAGGAUUAUUCCAGACUUUAUGUGCCAAGGAGGCGACUUCACGAAUCACAACGGUACGGGCGGCAAAUCGAUCUACGGUAACAAAUUCGAGGACGAAAAUUUUGAGCUGAAACACACGGGCCCAGGAACGCUGUCGAUGGCGAACUCGGGCGCGAACACGAACGGGUCACAAUUCUUCCUGUGUACGACCAGAACGGAUUGGUUGGAUGGGAAACACGUCGUCUUCGGGCAUGUUCUCAGUGGAUUGGACGUGGUGAAGAAGGUCGAGAAAUGUGGAACCAAGGGAGGCACACCGACGCAAAAGGUCGUCAUAACUGCCUGCGGAGAAUUAGUAUAGCUAUCUUUCUCUUUUGUACAUAAAUUAACUUAUAAUAAAUUGGGAUUUGUAUAAGA